CACCGCACGACAACCCCCCCACGCAAUUUCGCCACGACACUUCUUGCCUUCGACUGCCCUUGGCUCCCGUGGCUCCCCACCCCACCACCAUGGCUCAAGCCAAGAGCCUGCCCCAACCCACCAACGGCGUCCUCACCGCCGGCCAAAGCGUCGCCGUCAAUCGCAAGAAGGCCAAGCGACGCGCGAAGCAGCAAGCCAAGCUGCAGGCCGAACACCACGCAAACUCGCCCCAAGCGCAUGCCUCCGAAGACGACUUUGACGACCCGGUCCACUUCGAGUCCGCCGACGCCGACGAUCUGUACUACACCGAGGACGAGGCGCACGCCUACUCCCGUCAGGUCUACGCUCAAGAUUACGACGCCAGCGCCCCCGCGCCAAACGGCCAAUUCGCAGAUGCCUACCCGCCCGCCGCCGGUAGCGACAAGAAGGCGCGGAGGAAGAAGAAGAAAGGCCAGCGCGGAAGUCAGCAGCUCAGCUACGGCUAUGAUCUUCCCAGCGGCAGCUCUUCCGGCAUGCUCCCCCAUUCCGGCGCACAGGUACCGCCUCCCCCUCCGCCACCGCCCCCACCGCUCUCGUCCGCAGCGCUCCGCUCCGUCCAGCGCAGCGCAAACUCGAAGGAUCGCAUCUGGAAUACCUCGACGCAGGAGGAACGGGAGAGGAUCAGGGAUUUCUGGCUUUCGCUUGGGGAGGAAGAGCGCAAGUCGCUGGUCAAGAUUGAGAAGGAGGCCGUGUUGCGCAAGAUGAAAGAGCAGCAGAAGCAUUCGUGCAGCUGCACCGUGUGCGGUCGGAAGCGCACAGCAAUCGAAGAAGAGCUGGAGGUCCUGUAUGAUGCUUAUUACGAGGAGCUGGAGUUGCCCUACAGCCAUACCCAAGACCCGCCGCUACCUCCAGACCGAAUGCUUCCCGCGCAUCCGCCCUACGACUCCGGAAACCGCGUCGAGGAGUUGGGGGAUGAGGAGGAAGAGGAAGAGGACGAGGAGUUUGAAGACGACGAGGAUUACGAAAGCGAUGAAGAAGAGGACCUUGAGGACGAGGAAGAGCCCGAAGAGCUCCCUCCGAGAGGUCCGGCCGCAGAUUUCUUCAAUUUCGGCAACAGCCUGACGGUCAAAGGUGGUAUCCUCACAGUUGCAGACGACUUGCUAAAAAACGACGGCAAAAAAUUCAUCGAAAUGAUGGAACAGCUGGCAGAGCGUAGGAUGCAGCGCGAGGACCAAGUCGUGGAACACGCAGGCAGCCUUGCGUAUUCACAAUCCAUGCAGAAUUCUCACGCAGGACACAACCAUGGACCGCCGCCUGAGGACGAGGACUACGAUGACGAGGAAGAGUACGACAGUCAAGAGGACGAGGACUACGAGGAGGAUGAGGAUGACUUGGAUUCCAUGACCGAACAGCAGCGAAUGCGCGAAGGCCGGCGGAUGUUCCAAAUCUUCGCAGCCCGUAUGUUCGAACAGCGCGUGCUAUCCGCUUACCGAGAAAAAGUCGCAAACGAACGCCAGCAGAAGUUGAUUGAGGAAUUGGCCGAGGAAGAGCGCCGGCAGGAGGAACAGGCUCUCAAGAAGGCUAGGGACGCCCAGAAGAAGAAGGACAAGAAGGCUCUUCAGCGCCAACGGCAAGCCGAAGAAAAGGCACGCAAAGAGGCGGAGAAGAAGGCCGAAGAAGAGGCUACCAAGGCUAUCGAAGCAAAGAAGCAAGAAGAGCAACGGCGCAAGAAAGAGGAGGCAAAGAAGAAAAAGGAAGCCGAGCGGAAGGCCCAGGAAGAAGAGAAGAAGCGGAAGGAAAUUGAGAAGCAGAAGCGGUUAGCGGAUGAUCGGGCGCGUCACCAGGAAUCGGAACGCAAACAGCAGGAGCAGAGGGCUCUGGAAAAGAAGACCCGGGAGGAUGCUAAGAAGAGGGAGCGCGAGGAACGUGAGGCGCGAGAGAAGGAGGCACGAGAGCAGAAGGCACACGCCGAGCAGCAGCGGAGGGAAAAAGAGGCAAGAAUCAAGGCAGAGAAGGAGGCGAAGGAGCGUGCUCGCAAGGAAGACCAGGCCACGCAGGCAUCUCAGCAAGGACAAAAGCGCCCGUCUCAGCCGACACCAGCCUUGCCACCCGGACUGCUUUCGAAGCAACCCUCUGCCGGCUUUCCGUCGCCUCUCGUACAGAUCGCGACACCCAACAUCCCCAAGGCUCCGACUCCUGUGCGGCCACGGCAGAGCUCGCAACAAGAAUCGCACAGCUCAUCGCCUCAUACUCCCUCUGCUUUCCCGGGUAUGAGUAAGUCUGUGUCUCCGAGCAACACGUCCCAGCAAAGCGGCACGCAACCGAAAACCAUCCUUCAGAAACCUCAAAAUCUCGCCCAGUCCUCCACCAUGCACCACCCGCAACCCGCCACAUCUCUUCCGCCGUUAGGAGCUCCUCCAGGAAUGUUCCCACCGCCGGGCGUAGGCUUUGGUGGACUUCCGGGCUUGAACGGCCCGUCGCCGCCAAUGAUCCACGGCCUUGGUCAGCGUGGACCAAUGGGAAGCAUGCCGAUGUUCCCUCGUGGGCCUCCUCCAAUGGGCGGCCAUUAUCCCGGAUUUCCGCAACCAAACGGAAUGCCGCCACCUGGCAUGGGAGCUCCUGGGAUGCCACUGGGACGGGGAUUCCCGUUGGAUAUGCCUCCUGGCUUUGGCUCUCCAGUGCCCAGCAUGAGCACUGCGGCGCAGAUUCCAGGCUUCAGUGCUCCACGGGACAUAAUGCCGUCGCAUUCAAGGCAGGCAUCGGCGUCAGGAUCGUUCGACAAGGGCACGUUUGGUUCGCCGCUGGACGGUCCGCAUGCGCAGCCCAUUGCUAGACCGACGCCCAUCCAACGCCCUUCCAGCGUGAAGCCCCACGAGCAUAACCUGGAAAACAAAAAGGCCAAGAACGCCGACGUGGACGACCUGAGCAACCACCUAGGAAGCAGCGCCCUUCUAGACGACAGCGACGAGCCGAUCCCGACGAGCGCUGCAGAAGCACGCCGGGCCAGCAUUGCGCCAACGGCGAGAUCCAGCGCCAUGGCCUUUGGCACGUCGCCCCUGUUUGCAGACACGACGAACCGGGCGCGCAUCGACCCGUUUGGGCUCCCCAGCGGCGGCAGCAGCACGUGGGGCGCGCCGGGCGGCAUGGCGUUUGGACCGCCAGGCCUGCCGGGCAGCACGUGGGGGUCGUCGCCGACGAGCGGGGGCGGGUGGCCGACGCACGUCGUGGGCAGCUUCGGCAGCGUGGCGGGCGGCACGCCGCACCACCGGGCCAGCAUCUCGCGGCCCGUGUCGGUGCGCGUCAUGGUGUGCGCGGCGUGCAAGCAGCUAGCCGCGUCCGCGCCCAGCCCAGACGGCUUCUACGACAUCGCGACGGUGCUGCGCACGAUUGAGGCGGGCACGUUCCGCGGCGCGGGCGAGGCGCCCGUCUCGCUCGACGAGGUGCUCGAUAUCUGCGAGACGGAGGGCGACGCGCACAACGGCGGCGGGUUCCUGCUGAAGCGCGAGGGCAGCAGCGCCAGCUCAGGUGGUGGUGGCGUGGCGGUCAAGUUCGAGCCGGACAACCCGCUUGGAGGAGGAGGAGGCGCGGGGGCAGCGGCGGGGUUGGCGGCGGGGCCAGCCGCCUCCUCCACCACUGUCGGCGGCAUGCGCAUCCCUGGCGCGCGCGCGCGCAGCGGUCUGGGUGAGAUUGGCAGCCCUGUCCCCGGCCACUCGGUGCCGUUUGGUGUGGGUGUGGGCGGCGCGACGGCAGCGGCGGCGAGAGCGAGCCCGUUUGCGGCGGCCGUGGGGUCCGGGCUUGCGAGCCCGACGUCGAUGACGAAUUUCUAGCCUGCUGCUGUUGCUGUUGCUGGGUUGGUUGUUGUCGUUGUUGUUGUUCGUUCUGUCCCGAGCGUGCGAGCGUGCUGUGCCGUG
This is a messenger RNA of Aplosporella prunicola CBS 121167, 3890 nucleotides long. RefSeq lists its product as uncharacterized. The transcript has 5 exons. Bases 90 to 3806 code for a protein of 1238 amino acids. Lineage: Eukaryota; Fungi; Ascomycota; Dothideomycetes; Botryosphaeriales; Aplosporellaceae. The record is from RefSeq and is a predicted model, not a curated record.